CAAUAAUUCGAUGAAGACUUCCAUUCACUGGAUUAUGACCAAAUGAUUUUCAUCAUAAUUUAUCGUUGAAAAUUUUGAGAUAGAAUUUUGGACAUUCCACUUAAUUUUGUUCAAGAUGUGAGCCUAAUAUAUUCGGAAUGUGAUCGGCUUUGUGAUGAACUCUCGGUGUGAAUCGAAAAUCGGAUUUCCAAAUAACAAUAUUCGGAGAUGUAAUGCAGUUAUGGCCGAGAUUUUGUAUUGUGUGGUAUUCUUGAAAGUUCAUUUUAAUCUGACUGACUCUGGAUCGUAGGUGUUAUUGCAUAUUAUUGUUGUCUGCAGCAGGUCAGGGCCUUGCUUUAUUUAGCUAAGCAAUCAUGGCCGACCAACUUGCAGAUGGCCCACCAGCGGCCAAGCGACAGAAAGUAUCAUCGCCUCGGCAAAGCAUGGGGUCUGAUCAAGGAGAACUGUUAUGGGAUAUAAUGAACGAUCUUCCCGACGAAUUGAUGGGAACAGGGGAGCCCUCCCAUAAUGGGACAAACGAUUCUCAUAGUGGACAAGACACAACAUCACAAAGACAUGUCCAGCUCUCCCAACUUUUAUCCAGCAACCCAACUCCACCUCUGAAUAUAGUAAAUUCUCUUCAGAAUGCCCAAAACAGGAGCCCUAAUGUUGGAAGUAUUGCAAAUUCUCUCAAUAACGUGAAAAGUCCUCUCUCCAACAGUUUAUCCUCACCCCCUCAUGGAUCAGUUGGUAAAGGUGGAGUGAGUGUAGAUGGAAACUUUCCAUCAAGUAGUGCUACUUUUACAAUGGCAAACAAUAUUUCAAAUAGUACUGUAGCUAUGGCAAGCAGUGUACCAAAUGCCGUGCUGAAAGGGAUUCCACAUGGUUCUGGACUUACUAUUGGACAUAACCAAAUGAUACAAAAUGGACCAUUGAGUGGUCCCAAUCGAAGUAUGAGCAUGAACACUAACAAUAUGGGUCAGGCGAUGUCCAGUAUGUCACAGGCUAAUAACAUGCUUGGAAAUCUUCCUGGUCAACAACAGAUGCAGACUCACCAAAAUUUAGGACUUCCUGGUUUAAAUGCUGGUCAAACUCCACAAUUGAUGAAGCCGAAUGGUCCUCCACCUCAUGGAGGUGGCUUUGGUUUCACCAACCCUUCCAAUAUAGCUGGCCACCCAUCUUCUACUGCUAGCUAUAAUCAAUCUCUGUCUUCUACCAUGACUACAACUUCUAUUAGUAUGCCAACAAACACUAUGAAUACGAAUCAACAACAUGGUGUGCUGCCCAAUAUAGGUCCUAAUACAGCAACAACAUCAGCAGCGUCUGCAGGCACAGUCCCAGGGCCUGGGGGAGCUCAACCACCAACAGCUGAUCCAGAGAAGCGAAAACUCAUACAGCAACAGUUGGUCCUUCUGCUGCAUGCACACAAGUGUCAGAGGAGGGAAACCACCAACAAUCAAACAGAAGUCUGCUCUCUUCCUCAUUGUCGUACCAUGAAAAAUGUUCUUAAUCAUAUGACUCAUUGUAAUGCUGGAAAAUCUUGUCAAGUUGCUCACUGCGCAUCCUCCAGACAGAUUAUCACCCACUGGAAGAACUGUACACGGAGUGAUUGUCCAGUGUGUCUGCCAUUGAAGCAUGCAUCAGACAAGCAACGUCACCCAUCAGCAACAGUGCUCCUUCCUCAAACUCCAGCAACCAGUGCCCCUGCUAACCCCCUGACUGGUCAGGGACCACCAGGUGUUACUGACCUUCAAAUGAAGAGGGCCUAUGCUGCUUUAGGACUGUCUCCUCCGUCUCAACAAAAUCCUGUACGGACACAAGGAGCUCCAGGAGUUCCAGGGGGACUGAACUCUAACCCAUCAAAUCAAGUGUCUCAGCUUUUGGGCGGGCUGCCUCCAGGUAUUGGAGGUUUGGGUACUGGUUUAGGAUCAUCUGACCCACUGGGCCAGAAUCCAAACAACCCUGCACAGAAUAUGGCACAGACCAAUCGAGGCUCUAAAGAGUGGCAUCAGAGUGUUACGCAGGACCUGAGAAAUCACCUAGUCCACAAACUUGUUCAAGCAAUAUUUCCAACACCGGACCCUGCUGCACUUAAAGACAGAAGAAUGAACAAUCUUGUAGCAUAUGCAAGGAAAGUGGAAGGAGACAUGUACGAGACUGCCAACAGCAGGGAGGAAUACUAUCAUUUGUUGGCUGAGAAGAUUUACAAAAUUCAGAAGGAAUUGGAAGAGAAGAGGAUGCAGAGGAUCGGAAGGACUGGAGGAGGUCAACCACAGCCUCCAUUAAGGGCAACAGAAAAUGGCCCUCUUGGAGCAGGUCCUCCAUUCACAGCUGAUAUGUUCAACCUGCCCUCGUCAGCUCCAAUGCCUGCUGGAGGACCCAGGAUGCCUGUACAUAUGCCCAGACCACAAGGCCAACUUGGACCUCCCAACUCCCAAAAUCCACAACUCAAUCUAGUCUCGGCACAGCUGCAGAGAGAGGUACAGAGCCUGGAGGCGAAAACUCGCCUGCCCUCCACGCACAUGUCAGGUCAACCUCAGCCUCAAUUGCAGCAACCAACUUCCCUUCCCCAAUCUCAACCACAGACUCACUUCUCACAGCUGCCACAGCAAUCGCCAAUCUCCCAGGUAUCCCAGUCACCACCUGUGUCCCAGAGCCAGCAAACCACCACGGCACUGGGCCAGCUGAGUAGCUCGACCAUGGACCAGCAGACACUCAACCUACUGAAUAGUCCAUCACACUCUCAACAACAGACCCAACAGUCCAACCAAAACAUUCAAACCACAGCCAUUCAAAUGACACAAUCAUCUACUAUCACUGCACCUAGCCAGCAGGUUAACACUAGUUUACAACAGCCAAUGCCUGAUGUGAAAGUCAAGAUAGAGCCUAUAGAUAUACACAACACUCAGCCCCAGACAUUGUCUGAGGUGCUGUCUGCCCCGUGUACUACAGGCAAUCUGCUGGUGAACAACUCUUCCAUCUCCACAUCAGUAAUGGUUAGUUCUCCCAUCACAGUCAUGUCCACAGCAUCCAUGUCAACUACCACAAUAUCUGUGGCAACAACAUCUGCUGCUGUUGAUGUCAAACCAGAUAUCAAAUCACCCGAUAUCAAAAUGGAGCUGCCUUCGGAUGACAUUAAACAAGAAAGCACAGAAAGUGUCCAGGUGAAAGAGGAACCAGCCAAUGAGAAAAGUUGUGCAGGUUUGGAAGUUCAAACCCCAAAAUCUGCUUCAAGUGCUACAGAACCUGAGACGUCCCUUGAACAACCCACACCUAGUCCUAUGAAUGGAAGCACAUCAACUGCUUUAAUCGUCUCCAAUAGUGCUACAGGAGCUGCAGGAGCAGCCUCUGCUAAUGCCACACCAGCAAAGCCAAAACAAAAGAAAACAUUCAAACCAGAUGAACUGAGACAAGCUCUCAUGCCAACACUUGAGAAACUAUAUCGCCAAGAUCCAGAAUCCAUGCCUUUCAGACAGCCAGUAGAUCCUAUUUUACUACAGAUUCCAGACUAUUUUGAUAUUGUGAAGCGGCCAAUGGACCUGUCCUCAAUCAAACGUAAGCUAGACACUGGACAGUACACAGACCCUUGGCAGUAUGUGGAUGAUGUGUGGCUGAUGUUUGACAAUGCAUGGUUGUACAAUAGGAAGACAUCAAAAGUCUACAGAUUUGCUACAAAGUUGUCUGAAGUGUUUGAGGGGGAAAUUGAUGCAAUUAUGCAAUCCCUGGGAUAUUGCUGUGGCAGAAAGCAUGUGUUCAGUCCUCAGGUUCUGUGUUGUUAUGGCAAACAACUCUGUACUAUAUCCAGGGAUGCUAUUUACUUCAGCUAUCAAAACAGAUACAUCUACUGUGAAAAAUGCUUCCAAGAAAUCCCAGGAGACGAAGUGGAGUUGUCUGAUGACCCCACCCAGUCUGCAACCUUUAAUACCUUAUCAAGAUUUACAAUUAACCAUUGCAGCAAAAUCAGGAAGGACCAAUUUGUGCGUAUGAAGAAUGACCAGCUUGAUUAUGAACCAUUUACAGAAUGUGAUGAAUGUGGCAGAAAACUCCAUACAAUAUGUGUUCUUCACUUUGAGGCAAUCUGGCCGAAUGGUUUUACUUGUGAUAACUGUCUAAAAGCCAAAGGAAUGAAGAGAAAAGAAAACAAAUACAGUGCAAAGAAUUUAGCUUUUUCAGGAAUUCCUAACACCAAACUAGGGACAUAUUUGGAAAACCGAGUGAACAACUUUUUAAAGAAGAAAGAUGCUGGAGCAGGAGAUGUUACCAUUAAGGUGCUCUCAAGUAAUGACAAAAUCGUGGAAGUGAAGCCAGGCAUGAAAGCGAGAUUUGUUGACAACAAUGAGAUGCAGGAGAGCUUUCCAUACCGAGCCAAAGCAAUGUUUGCAUUUGAAGAAAUUGACGGCACAGAUGUCUGUUUUUUUGGAAUGCAUGUACAAGAGUAUGGAUCAGAAUGUGCAAUGCCAAACACAAGGAGAGUUUACAUUUCUUACCUGGACAGUGUACACUUCUUCCAGCCUCGACAACUUAGGACUGCAGUGUAUCAUGAGAUUCUUAUUGGCUACCUUGAAUAUGUCAAGCAGCUGGGAUAUGUGUGGGCCCAUAUAUGGGCGUGUCCACCUAGUGAAGGGGAUGACUAUAUCUUCCAUUGCCACCCUCCUGAACAAAAAAUCCCAAAGCCCAAACGACUGCAGGAGUGGUACAAAAAAAUGCUGGACAAAGCUAUCAUAGAGCGUUGUGUCAUUGAUUACAAGGAUAUUUAUAAAGAUGCCAUAGAGAACAAUGUGCAAUCAGCCACAGAAAUGCCAUACUUUGAGGGGGAUUUCUGGCCUAAUGUGUUAGAGGAGAGUAUCAAGGAACUGGACCAGGAGGAAGAGGAAAAGCGUAAACGUGAGGAAGCCGAGGCAGCAGCAGCAGCUGAGGUGGAAUGUGUGGAGGGCACAGAGGACUGUGACAGUAGUUCUCAGAAUGGCACAGGUAAGAAGAAAGGCAAAGGAGGCAGGAACAAAAAAGCCAACAAGAGCAAGAACAAUCAAAGGAAAAACAACAAGAAAACCAAUAUGCCACAUGGUGGAAACAAUCUUUCCCAGAAAUUGUAUGCUACUAUGGAGAAGCACAAAGAGGUGUUUUUUGUGAUCCGUCUACACAGCCAACAGGUGGCUCAUAACCUUCCGCCCAUACAAGAUCCCGAUCCUUACAUCUCUUGUGAUCUUAUGGAUGGUCGGGAUGCUUUCUUGACAUUGGCACGUGACAAGCACCAGGAAUUCUCCUCACUGCGGAGAGCCAAGCUUUCCACUAUGGCUCUAUUGUAUGAACUGCAUAAUCAAGGAAGAGACAAUUUUGUGUACACAUGCAAUAACUGUAAAGCUCAUGUGGAAACUCGUUGGCACUGCAGAGUGUGUGAAGAUUAUGAUAUGUGUUCAACGUGCUAUGAAAAGAUUGGCCAUAUUCACAAGAUGGACAAAUUGGGUCUGGACUUGGAUGAUGGUUCAUUACCUUCAGAAAAACCAGAAAAUCCUGCAGAAUCUCGUCGCCAAUCUAUUCAGCGUUGUAUACAAUCUUUGGUACAUGCUUGUCAGUGCAAGGACGCAAAUUGUAAACUACCGAGUUGUCUGAAGAUGAAGCGUGUGGUUUCCCAUACAAAGGGUUGUAGGAAAAAGACCAAUGGUGUGUGUCCAAUCUGUAAGCAGCUUAUAGCGCUGUGUUUAUAUCAUGCUAAACAUUGUACAGAGAACAAGUGUCAGGUGCCAUUCUGUUUACAAAUUAAACAUAAACUGAGGCAGCAGCAGUUGCAGCAUCGGUUGCAGCAAGCCCAGAUGCUGAGGAGGAGAAUGGCAUCAAUGCAACGUGGUGGAACAACGACUACACCAGUAACGCAGGUGACAUCUCAGCCCUCCCCCUCCCCAACUCCCCUCAUACAACCGGCAAUCCCUGGCAAGCCAGCUGCGGGCCCUCCUCCAGGUGCCCUGGAAGCAGCUCAGCUGGCCAAAGAAGCGGCUCAGAGACAAGCGGAGAUGAGCAUGGGCAAACCUGUGAUGACGACGACUGUGACGCCCAUGCCACCUCCAAUGCCUUCUACCAUGAGUCAGUCAAUCCCAGCUCAAAAAGUGCCAAUGCAGACAUGGACACAGCAGCCACAAUAUCCUCAACAAAAUCCCAACCAAAGUCUGCACCCGGAUAUGACACAGAACACAUUAUAUCCGAGACCAAAUCCUCAGCCACAACAGCCUCCCAUCAACCCACCACAGACGGGCCCAAAUGCACCACGGCCUCCAACCACACCGCUUCAACAGUUGUUAGCUACUCUCAAAUCUCCUGCCUCUCCGCAACAGCAGCAACAAGUACUUCACAUUCUAAAAACUCAUCCGCAACUCAUGGCAGCUUUCUUAAAACAAAGGACUCAACAGCAUCAGCAGGCUCAGAAUCAGCAGCCUCAUCAACAACAACAGCCCCAACCCAACCACCCAAUGUGGUAUCAGCAACAACAACAACAACAGCAACAGCAGCAACAACAACAGCAACAACAACAACAACAGCGUAUGCGGCUUCUUCAACAACAGCAGCAGCAGCAACAGCAGCAACAACAACAUCAGCAGCAGCAGCAACAACACCAACCACUAUCAAUGCCACAGUUCCAGCAGCCCCAGCCUCAGUAUACUCAAGUACAACGACCACGUAUCCCCUACACGGGGCAGCAGGCCUACCAAGCAGACGGAAAUGGUCAGCACAUGUCACAACAGUUCCAACAGCAACAAAUGAUGCAACAAGUACAGCAACAACAGGCACAGCUGCGACACCAGCUGUCCGCGGGGGGCAAGCCUGUCCAGGUUAAUGCUCAGAUGUCUGCCCAGCAGGCAGUUAGUAACCAACAACUUAUGCAGCAAGUGCGUUCGCCCACGUCGGCGUCGCUACCACAGACUGUUCGUUCUCCCCAGCCCACUUUAUCUCCCCGGCAGCAACUGAACCCCUCACCGCGACAACCACAAAUGUCGCCACAUCAUGUUGUGUCUAGUUCACCUCAUCCGGGCGCCGUGGGAGGUGAUCCAAAUCAAAUGAACACAGACCCUAGUUUACUGUUGAGUGGUGGUAUGUCGUUACAGAACCAGCCCCCAGAUGGGGGUCUUAGUCUACCACAGGACACAGAAGUCACUCCACAAGAUCAGUUAUCACGAUAUGUGGAGACAUUGUAGCACAUGUUAUUGUUAGGCUUUGUGACGACAUAUUACUACAGAACUAAUGAUAUCAGCAACAUUAUAACAAAGAGACUGAUGUUAUGUGUCUAGCUGAUUGUUUUUCACCAAUGUAUUUGUCACUUUUUUUUCCAGAACAAAUUAUCUACAGAUUUUUUUCUUGUGUCAGAAAGAAAAUGAUUUAAUAUAUUUUAUUUUAUAUGACUAGGAAAUGUUGUGUGUGUUGGUUAUUGAACGUAUGAUUUAUAAUAUGUGGGCAUGAAAUCAGGUAUGAAUGGUUUGGAUGAAUGAGAGAUUGUUAAGUUGUGACAAUAUCGGGUAUAAAGACGGUUUUGCAUGGUGAGACAAAUGUUGUUUGUUGGUGUCUUGUACAAGUUUAAAACGUUAACAGUUCCAAUGUCUUUCUUUUUACAUUAAAUUUUAUCAUCUCAGCCUUUGAGUAAGAACUAGAUUCAUGUAAUGAUUUUUAUUAAGGAAGAAAUCGGUUUGGUGGACAGUGAAACUUGUAAGCCAUCCGUAUAUAUCAUGUGUCGCACAUCUUUCAUCUACUCCGUAGUCGUAGAAAACUGAGUGGACAAGAGGAAUGUGUCGUAGUAGAUUUUUUAAGUUGGAAACAAUUUCCAUUGUGUUUUCCAUUCAAAGAUGGCUGUAUAAUUGUAUGAUUCCUAAAUUAAAUUAAUUUUUCCCCUUUCUGUAGAUUAAGAUAUUUUCCAUUAUUGGUGAUCUAAACCAUAACCAAGCCCUAUACACAUUAUAAAUACAUGAUUAAAGAAUGCUGUUUGUACAUUUUGUAAUACUUCAUAGUGUCAUGUCAUCCAUUAGUUUAUCAACUGGUCAGAUUUCACGUCAUACAAAACACAUAUUUGGGUAGUGUGGAGUUUUCAGUGUUCUGCUGGAAUGCCCAAACACAACCUGCAAACGUUGUAUAAAUACAGUGAUGAUAAAGAGAAA
Molecule: messenger RNA, 8114 nt
Organism: Ylistrum balloti
Lineage: Eukaryota; Metazoa; Mollusca; Bivalvia; Pectinida; Pectinidae
Product: CREB-binding protein-like
Exons: 28
Coding region: 354-7163 (2269 amino acids)
Biological process (GO): positive regulation of transcription by RNA polymerase II
Cellular component (GO): histone acetyltransferase complex; nucleus; transcription regulator complex
Molecular function (GO): chromatin DNA binding; transcription coactivator activity; zinc ion binding
Source: RefSeq, a predicted model, not a curated record